This is a messenger RNA of Fragaria vesca subsp. vesca, 756 nucleotides long. RefSeq lists its product as uncharacterized. The transcript is spliced from 3 exons. The coding region runs from base 1 to 756 and encodes 251 amino acids. The record is from RefSeq and is a predicted model, not a curated record. NCBI's taxonomy places the organism in Eukaryota, Viridiplantae, Streptophyta, Magnoliopsida, Rosales, Rosaceae.
AUGAUGCACGAUGUCACUAACCAUGACUGUUACUUCGUCCAAAAGCCCGACGCCUCCGGUCGGUUUGGCUUGUCAACUGAACAAAAGUUGACUUGUGCCAUGAGGAUGCUUGCUUAUGGGCUUCCCGCCGACCUGUGUGAUGAGUUCCUCAACAUAGCAGAAUCUACAGCUUUGGAAAUUCUAAGUCACUUUACUAGAGCAAUCUGGAAAGUGUACCACAAACAAUACCUUCGUCGACCAUCAAAGGCAGAUUUGCGGUGGUUGCUCAAUGUUGUUGACAAAAGAGGGUUCCUUGGAAUGGCUCCUUCAAUGAUAUCAAUGUCCUUGUACAGUCUUUACUAUUCGACGAAGUCUAUAAAGGAGUCAUUCAGAAAAGACGUGGAGAGAGCAUUUGGAAUACUCCAAGCUCGUUUUGCAAUUGUGAGAGGACUAGCUCGUGGAUGGGACAUGGAAGAUAUCCAGUAUAUCAUGAUGACUUGCAUUAUUUUGCAUAAUAUGAUUGUUGAUGAUGAGCACGAUGAAACUGAAGAUAAUCAUGAAGUUGAUCCCGAUGAGGUCCCAACAAGACCAAGGAGAACAGAAAUAUAUGACCACUACGAAGUAGAUCAUUUGGUUGAGCGCGAUCCUCCUACAGUUGGGGAAUUCAUGCGCCGGUACCAACAUGUUAGAUGUCCAAUUGUGCAUAGAAGCUUCCAGAAAGAUUUGGUUAAUCAUCUAUGGAAUGUGAAGUACCAGGCAGAGCAGAACCGCAUGUGA